This is a messenger RNA of Rhincodon typus (whale shark), 1294 nucleotides long. Its product is annotated as vascular endothelial zinc finger 1-like. The record is from RefSeq and is a predicted model, not a curated record. The transcript is spliced from 3 exons. Gene Ontology annotation, cellular component: nucleus. Bases 1 to 858 code for a protein of 285 amino acids. Gene Ontology annotation, biological process: regulation of transcription by RNA polymerase II. Lineage: Eukaryota; Metazoa; Chordata; Chondrichthyes; Orectolobiformes; Rhincodontidae. Gene Ontology annotation, molecular function: DNA-binding transcription factor activity, RNA polymerase II-specific; RNA polymerase II cis-regulatory region sequence-specific DNA binding.
AUGCAUCGGGGUGAACACCAGGGGGUCUCUCACCCUGAAGAGCUCGAUCGCUCUCGUCUUGCCCGAGCCGCCACCGCCAUUGAGAUAACUCAGCUGGUGGUGGGUGAGGGGGAACGUCUUUUCUUUGGCUGUGGUAUUCUGGCUUGGGGAGCGGCCUGGGGUGCCUUCAUAUUUCAGGCAGCUGAUAUCUCUCAGCAGCAGCAGCACCAGCAGCAUGUGCAGAAUACCCUUCUGCCGAUAUUGCAUUCAGCAACUGAGCCACGUGAGCAAGCACCUAUAACAACUCUGCCUCAGGCUCAGAAAACCCCAAACCCCAAAGAAAUACCCAAACCUACAGUAGAGAAGAAGGAGAAGACCAGAACACCCGUGAUUUGCAGUUACUGCAGUAAGGCUUUCAGAGACAGUUAUCACCUCCGGCGACACGAAUCAUGCCACACUGGAAUCAAAUUGGUGUCACGGCCCAAGAAAGUGCCAACCAUGGUGUCGCUGAUGUCAUCGACGCCUGGCGUUGGUGCCACUACAACAUUGGUGUCAACUGUCGCAGGGAUGCUGACUUCAACUGAUGCUUCCACCUCCACCGUCACCAGCAGCACCACUACGGCUGUCACGGCCAGCAAGAACGCCAAUAGACGAGUGAAGAAGAAUCACGGCUGCGAACUGUGUGGAAAAGCAUUUCGUGAUGUUUACCACCUCAACCGGCACAAACUUUCCCACUCGGAUGAGAAGCCAUUUGAGUGUCCCGUUUGCCAACAGCGCUUCAAGAGGAAGGACCGCAUGAGUUAUCAUGUGCGCUCACAUGAAGGGGGCAUCAACAAACCAUAUAUCUGCAGCCUUUGUGGAAAAGGAUUCUCCAGGUAAAUUUAAACAAGGUUUGGAAAAUGAUGGGAAGGUGGAAGUAGCAAAGGGAGUAAAUUUGUGAGGAUAUUAAAAUAAGGAAAAAAAAAAAAAAUCCUUAAGUAGAUAGUUUUGCUUUAAGGAAAUUGUCCUAUGUGUUGUUGACAACAUUCUAGUAUGUAUGCACGAUGUAAGCCAAACAGAAAUUGACUCCUUCAUUCGUUCAGUUGCUCACGUUGUUUGAAAAUUGUGCUUUUCGCUCUUCGUUUUGUUUUUAAUUGGUAUUGCAAGCACUGUGAAGAAAGUAUUUUCUCUGUAAGCUUAGGAAGUUUGACAUGUAAUUAACUGCUAACAGCAUAAUUUCUCAAGUUAUCAAUGAAUGUCAGCUAAAAAUUUAGACAUUACAGUAAACAGAUUUUCAGAAUCAAAUCCUGAUUGCUUGUUACUUUGACACAAGUGU